AUGACCAGAAAGAUCUUCACGAACACCAGGGAGCGGUGGAGGCAGCAGAACGUCAACAGCGCCUUUGCCAAGCUGAGGAAGCUCAUCCCCACUCACCCUCCAGACAAGAAGCUGAGCAAAAAUGAAACACUUCGCCUGGCCAUGAGAUAUAUCAACUUCCUGGUGAAGGUCUUGGGAGAGCAGAGCCUACAGCAAACAGGAGUGGCUGCUCCAGGAAACAUUCUGGGCCUCUUCCCUCAAGGACCCCACCUGCCAGACAGGACUCUCCUUGGUGACUACCAGGUUCCAUCACCCGGCUCAAGCCACCACAUUCCGUAAUAGUGGGGCUCUGGCUGUUGUGACCCCAGACAGCACUGGUUCAGAAGUCACCAGCUGUCAACAGCCUUUUUGCAAGUACCAGAGUCAGCAUGGUGAAUAAUUUGUGAGGCAUGAAUUCAAGCUUCAUAGGAGGUGUCUCAGGGUCAGCUGCAGAAUGCUAAAAGGAGGCCAAAAGGGAAGUGGCCGUACAUCCCCUUCCCUUGGGGCUUCAGGCAGAGCAGCCUGUAUCUGUCGAUUUUAUAAAUCCAGGUUCCUGCAUAAGAUGUUGUUUUUGGGGAAAAAAAGACCCUUACGUUAAAAACUAGUUUGAAAAUCACUGUUUUACGUAAUAUGUUUUCAGUUGUAAGAAGAGUUUCCUCAUAAUGGAUUGCAGAUGGACGAGUUGAAAAUGCUACCCUCCGAACAUAUUUUAAAGUUUGUUCUGAAAAAUGAGGCAUAUUUGAUCAAGGGUGAACAGCAUAAGACAAAUGAAAAGAUAGCCCUUGCAGAAACCAGUCUGGAGACUUGUGGGGAAUCUGUGGAUAACAGACCCUUCUGACACAUGAGGACCACAAGAAGGCAGCAGAUACAUGCAGGAGAGCUCUGCAUCCUCUAUCUCUAUGGAAAUGUGAGGUGUCACUUGCAUUGGACCACAAGUAUAUGUGUUAUCGCUUAAGACAAAUGGUGGAUUAUACCUAUGAGAGGAAAGGACGUGAUAAUUUGUGAGAGUUCAUGGUUUUCUUAUGAAAAGCAGUUAACUAAAAUAGUUUUCCUAAUCCUUUGGUUUCACAUGUCAGGUAUUGAAAACUUUUAAUUCAGCAUUAGUUCCUGAUGAUUUAAGACCUGUAAAAUUCAAAUAGAAUGAUGAAAAUCUAAAUAUUACCAUUUAACAGCUCAUUUAACAGAGAGCUUAACAAAAGAUUUAGAGUAGACAAUAGGAGUGUAAUACCAGACUCUAAUGAACUGAUGGAUGAGUGAUUUGUUUUCCCUGCUGAGGAGCAUUAGCUCAGUCUUAUACUGGGAAGGGUGGUGCCCACAAAAGAAUGAACGGCAUGGAUCUGGCAGAACUCACAACUGUAUGCCACCGUGAUGAUGCUUGGAUUCAAAAAUGAAUCCCAUAGUUAAGCACAGAAUACACAUAAUGAUUGUCUCUGGAACAUUUUAUUUCCCAAAGUUCUUGACAGAACAUUAGUUUUAAAACCUUUUGAACUACAGGAAGGAAAUUAAUAGGCUUGAGAUUAUGUAUACACAAUAGAGGAAUUUAAAUUUUCUGCCACUCUAGAAAGAAGAUAUUCAGUUUAUGAAAGGCUGAAAUGAGCCUCUUUGGUUUGGUGAUCAGAAGAAAUCUGGAUGAGGCAUUCUCAAAAUAGCGAGUUCAUAAUGUCAUUAAACUCGCCACAGCAUUCACACGUAUGGCACGAUACAUUUAUCAAAACAAUGCAUUUGGGACUUCCCUGGUGGUAGUUAAGGCUCUGCACUUCCAAUGCAGGGGGCGUGGGAUUCCUGGUCAGGGUACUAAGAUCCCACAUGCCGUGUUAGUUAAUUCAGUCACUCAGUCAUGUC
This is a messenger RNA of Cervus elaphus (red deer), 1860 nucleotides long. RefSeq names its product TAL bHLH transcription factor 2 (gene TAL2). Gene Ontology annotation, molecular function: DNA-binding transcription factor activity, RNA polymerase II-specific; RNA polymerase II cis-regulatory region sequence-specific DNA binding; protein dimerization activity. The transcript has a single exon. The record is from RefSeq and is a predicted model, not a curated record. Gene Ontology annotation, biological process: regulation of transcription by RNA polymerase II. The coding region runs from base 1 to 318 and encodes 105 amino acids. NCBI's taxonomy places the organism in Eukaryota, Metazoa, Chordata, Mammalia, Artiodactyla, Cervidae.